This is a messenger RNA of Talaromyces marneffei, 564 nucleotides long. RefSeq lists its product as uncharacterized. Bases 1 to 564 code for a protein of 187 amino acids. NCBI's taxonomy places the organism in Eukaryota, Fungi, Ascomycota, Eurotiomycetes, Eurotiales, Trichocomaceae. The record is from RefSeq and is a predicted model, not a curated record. The transcript has a single exon.
AUGCCAGACAAUUACAAUACCAAAUUCGUCCUAUCCACCGGGGACAUCGCAGCUGCUAUUCGAGAUCUCCCCAAACGCUCAACUACCGCUGUGGAUGUAGCUCAGCUCUGGCUCGAUAUCCUGGAGAUUUUCUUUCCCGACAAUCAAGGCUUCCAAAGAAGUGAAAUUCUGUCGGCAAAGGAUCGUGUUUUGAUCCAAGUGCAGCGAAAUAGGGAUUUGGACGGGCGUGCUAUCAUUGACCACAACAACAAGUCCGGACAGUCUAUUCUUGUUGUGGACUGUCGUGGAAAUACAACUGAUAGUUCUGGCUUGCAAUUCAGAUCUGCUGAAGACGACAGUCAAGACGAUUGUUCAUUCAAGUACGGAGUGGCGUCCUUUGGUGCACAAGUCAGCUUCCUGAAAGAUGUGUCAUUACAGCGUAACGACCAAGAAGGCUGGUCGCUCAAUGGAUUGAAGAUGGGCAGUUCAAACCUAACCAAGGCCACUGGACGUGAUGUGACUGAGGCAUGGCUGUGCAAUGUACGAGAUCUAUGCAUUGAUAUGAUCGAGGAACAUCAUUAUUGA